Astyanax mexicanus (Mexican tetra) is the source of this 2804-nucleotide messenger RNA. RefSeq names its product cell cycle associated protein 1b (gene caprin1b). Gene Ontology annotation, cellular component: cytoplasm. Lineage: Eukaryota; Metazoa; Chordata; Actinopteri; Characiformes; Acestrorhamphidae. Gene Ontology annotation, molecular function: RNA binding. The record is from RefSeq and is a predicted model, not a curated record. The transcript has 18 exons. The coding region runs from base 198 to 2285 and encodes 695 amino acids.
ACAGCGCGGUCACUCCCCUCCGCUCGCUCUCAGACACCGUGUGAGGCCGCGGGGCGGAUUCACUCCGGAUUACAGAGCGAAUUAUAACAAUAAUAGCAUUAAUAAUACCAAUAUUACAGCAGCACUCAGCGCUCUAACACCUCCUCAGACCUCCUCUCAGUAACUCCUCUCAGCGCCCCGCGGAUUAAAGAGUGAAGAUGCCCUCGGCAACAAAUGGCAUCAGGACUGUAAAGUCUACCAGCCCAGAGGAGGGAUUCGCUCAGCCAUCAAUUAAUCAAAUUUCAUCCAGCAGCCUGGUCCCCGGGAGCCAGUCCGAGGCCAUGAAGCAGGUUUUGGGAGUUAUCGAAAAGAAAGUCCGCAAUAUGGAGAAGAAAAAGAGCAAACUGGAUGACUAUCAAGCCAGGAUCAACAAAGGGGAACGCCUCAAUCAUGACCAGCUGGAUGCUUUGUCCAAGUACCAGGAAGUGAGCAACAACCUGGAAUUUGCCCGGGAGCUGCAUAAAAGUUUUCUGGCUUUGAAUCAAGAUAUCCAGAAAGCAGUAAAGAAGGCAGCGCGUCGGGAGCAGCUGCAGCGGGAAGAGGUUGACCAGGCGAGGCUCAGGAAACUUCUGGAAGUGCAGUUUCUCCUUGAUCGACUUGGAGAUGAGGCCAUGCGGCAGGAGCUUCUUCGGAGUGCUGGCAGACCAGCGUUGCUGACAGAAAGUGAGCUCGCUGCACUUGAUGACUUCUACAAACUGGUGGGGCCGGAACGUGACCAAAAUAUCAGGCUGACUGACCAGUAUCAAGAAGCUUCACAGCAUUUCUGGGACCUCUUGGAGGGGAAAGACAAGCCUGUUGUAGGAACAACAUAUAAGCACCUGAAGGAGAUGCUAGAGCGAGUGCUGCAGAGCGGCUGUUUUGAACGAGUGGAAUCUCAUCAGAAUGGCGUUUGUGCCGAGGAUGGGGACCAGCCUGAAGAUGCAGUGGAGACCUGUGAAGUUGUGGGGUUCUCUGUAACAGAGGAGCAGCAUGCAGACCCAGAUGCUGAAUUGACUGGAUAUGCAGAGUCCAUUCUAAUGGAACAGAAAGAGUUUGUAAAUACACAGUUCAUUCCAGAGACCACAGAUAGCAGCUGUGAGAAGGAACAGGAGGAGGAGUGGUGUGAUGACACCAAGAUGGCUAAUUCCUUGCAACAGCCAGUUCAUUCACCCCCUAAUACAGAGGCUCCUCUGAUGACCUCAGAGACUCCCCCAUCCUCCUCAGACCCGCUGGUCCGAAAUAAGGAGGUUCAGGACCUCAUGGCACAGAUGCAGGGACCCUAUAACUUCAUGCAGGACUCCAUGCUAGAAUUUGAUGCACAGUCGCUAGACCCAGCUGUUGUCUCGGCACAGCCGAUGAAUCCAGUGAAGAGUAUGGAGGUUCCUCAGAUGGUUUGUCCAUCAGCUCAUCCACAGUCACACCUCGCACAGCCUCUCACUGUUCCUGUACAGACAGAAUCUACACAAGUUUCUAUAGUCUCUCCCUCUCCAGAGGCGUACUCUUCACCUCCACCUUCAUACCAGACAUCACACACAGCUGACCCUCGGCCCAGAGCAGAUUCUGAAGACCCCAUCCACGUCCCCAUUUCACUUACGGAGCAUCCUCCAUCCUCCACGGCUCUCGCUGGCACCUCCCAGCCUCAGGUGUUCCAGCCCAGUUCCAAACCCCUCUGCAACAGCGGCAUCAAUGUCAACGCAGCCCCAUUCCAGUCCAUGCACACGGUUUUCAAUCUUAACGCACCUGUCCCGCCUUCUAAUGAAACCGAGUCUCCUAAUCACAGCAGCCAGUACCAGAACUGCUACAGCCAGGGUUUCAGCAGCCAGACCAAGCACUCCUCUGAACAGGCAGAUAUGCAGUCAGAACAGCAUCAGUCUGUGGUUGGUUCUUUCCAAGAACAGUCUCUGAAUAGUUGCGCUGGUCACCCAAUCCUGUCCCAGCAGCCGGUGGGUCCAGGCGCCACCUUUAACCGCCAGCCGCAGUCCUUUUACAACAGCCGCGGAGUGUCCCGUGGAGGACCUCGGAAUUCCCGGGGUGUGAUCAACGGCUACAGAGGACCAUCCAACAGCUUCAGAGGAGGCUACGAUGGUUACCGCCCACCCUUCUCUGGGACUCCAAACUCUGGCUAUGGACAGGUGCAGUUUGGUGCUGCUCGAGACUAUUCCAACACCAGCUAUCAGAGAGACGGCUUUCAGCAGAAUUACAAACGUCCCGCUGGGCCGGGUCCUCGCGGUGUCCCCCGUGGAAAUGCCCAAGCCAUGCGGUCCUAAAAGUCCUGGAGACCGUUUUGACAUGAAGUUGCACUUAGUGUUUAGUCAGAUGUGGAAACGCAUAAGUCCAACUCAUUCAAACGUAUGUUUCAAAAGUAAGGAACUUUCUGGGCACAAAAUAAGCAAAUUAAGAUUAUACUGUCCGUUUUUAGUGCCCUUAAGUGUAGUGCGGGACUGUCUAUCCUGCACUACGACUGUGUUUAGUGUUACUCUUUGGAGAGGUGAACAUAGUACAGGGCUACACUUAAUAUAGACAAUGACCCCAAGUUCUGUAAGAACUAAAAUACCACUGUUGAGGUUUUAAGCUAGAUUGUGCACUUGAAAGAUUUUCACUAAUUUAUUUUUUAUUUUUUUAUAAAAUUAAAGGUGUGAUGCACCUAAAGUACUUUUUCUUAUUAGGUUCACAAAAGAUGCUCUUUUUAAAAACUCAAAAAGAAUUUAAAACAAGCCCCAACUCUUCAAUUUGUAUAUUGAUGUUGCUUUGAGCGUUUCAAUAAAGAUGUGUUGCAUAAACUCUAA